CUUUAUUUGAAGAACCGCGAUAGCAUUAGAUUAAUUGCUAAUUGGCCAUCUUGCGUAUAUAAGAUAAGGUGAGAAAAUAAACAAUUUUUGACUAAGUCUUUCUCGGUGUAGUUGCACGUUACCAUGGAUACGACUAUUGCUGCCGCAGUGAAGUAAGCGCCCUCUACACUCAGAUGGCACGAGGCUUAACACAUUGAUACUAUCAAGAGCGAUUUAAGGUGGAAGUCAUGUUUCGAGCCAUCGUCCACUUUCGCGACCAAGGAUCGUCUUCCAGACACAAUUCGCCUUCCCUUUCCUCUAACGCUAGUAGUAGCUCGUCGUCAUCUACUGACACGUCCUGUUCUCCCGCUCGUCAUUCUCGACGUAAAAAGUCUUUGCUUUACCAGGUUUUAAUGUCACCUUUGCGCAAGAAGACAGCCUCACGUGCCCAGUCGCCUCCCCGAAUUACACCAGCGAUUAUGGACGCGGGUCAUUUUGCUCAAAGGAAUCCUCAAUUCUAUCAACCUCCUGCUAGUGUUUAUGAUGACGAUCCUGGAAUUAUGUCUGAAGUAGAAACAUCGGCAACUGGUUUCAGAAGAGGCAAUAAAAUUCGUUCCACUCUACCUGUUAUUCAAACUCCUUCGAAAACUCAGGAACAUCCUCUCGGUAAAAAUUGGUUUUGUUUAUUUUACAUAAUCAAUUAUCGAAUUAGAUACAAUGACUUGUUUAAAACAUUUUUAUUUAUUUUGAGAUUGUACGUUUAAUUAACGAUUUGGUUUACAUUCGAAUUAUAUGAAAAAAUUCGACUUAAUUUAAUUACAAUUAUUUGAGCGUUUUUAUUAUAUUAUAAUUAUAAAUUACAAAAGAUUAUCCGUGAAUAUAUCAUUUAAACCUCAAUUUAAAUGAACGCUUUUAAAACAUUAAUGUUAAAAGAUUUAUA
This is a messenger RNA of Centruroides sculpturatus (bark scorpion), 919 nucleotides long. Its product is annotated as coiled-coil domain-containing protein AGAP005037-like. The transcript has 2 exons. The coding region runs from base 228 to 743 and encodes 171 amino acids. The record is from RefSeq and is a predicted model, not a curated record. Lineage: Eukaryota; Metazoa; Arthropoda; Arachnida; Scorpiones; Buthidae.